CAUGAAACUUUCCCGUGCGAACACUCUGCCCGAAGCUCCUCGCGUCACUUCUAAUACUGCCCGCCCAGGGGCUUUGUAAACAUUUCGCCCACGCUCAUCGUCAGCGUCUAUAACGAACGGCCUUUGGUCUCUUUAAAUAACAUUUUUUUAAUUUGCAAUGAUUCUCCCUGACUGAACUAAGAACUCUUUCAACUGAGAAACCUCGAAUCUUAGAAAUGGAGUUCAAAUUCAGAGCGGUCGAUAAGCGACCGCCGAAUUGCUUUUCGUAUUCUUCUUCAAGCUUCAAUUACUUGUCGGGUCAAGCAUUUCGACCCAAUCCCAGGUUCGACUUCAACCGAAGCCGACCCGACCAGGUCCAGCGGGAAUUAGAGAAGGCACAAAUUAGGGAAGAGAUAAUCGCGUCGGAAAUCGCACGUCGGAGAGCCUUAGAAGCCGAAGUGAGAAGGGAGAUGAUGGCGGAGAGAGAGAUGGCGGCCAUGCACAUGGCGAGGGAGACGGCCUUAUCUUUCGAACACAGGCUCACGAUGCGGCUCGACCCUAGGCGUCCUUUCAUGCAUCAUUUCUCUAACCACCACCGCUGGUGGAGUGAGGAGCGUUUGGAUUUGUUGCCACCGCUUCCGCCGCCUCCGCCGCCGAUGUUGCCUUCACGGGUGACAGAGGUUUUGGACACUCAGAUGAAGGCUACUUCGGAGGGAAACAAGAAUAAAUUGAUUAUACUGGCUAAGCCUGAUCCUAAUCGUGUUGUUGGAGCAAAGCGGAAAACACCACCUCUUGCUGGUGAGCUGCCUCUGCCUUUAAUUAAUUUAAAGAAGAAACCGGACGAGGAAUGGAGUUGUGCUGUUUGUCAGGUCAGCGCCACAAGUGAGAAAGGUUUGACUGAACACCUACAAGGUAGGAAGCACAAGGCUAAGGAAGCAAGGCUUAGGGCUGAGAGGAUGGAGAAGAACUCUAAUACCAAUACCACAAGAUUACCAAAAAAACCCAGAAAGCGUCCCAAGGUUGCAGAGACAGAGACAGAUAAGAAAUUAACUCAACUUAAUAAAAAUGUGGAUGGUUCAGACCAGAAACUGGAGGAAAGAGAAAAGUUAAAGAAUAAAGAGGAUGAGCUGCCGGUUCAGAAAAAGGAGGCAGAAAGGUUUAGGAAGAAAAAUGGGAAUGCAAAUAGCCUUAUGAAGAAACAUGGACUAAUGGCAGUGGAUAAGGUGGAGAGGACACCAGAAUUUAGAAAAAAGAAGAGAUUUAAGUUUUGGUGUGAAAUGUGUUUGGUUGGUGCAUAUUCUGAGGUGGUAAUGGAAACUCAUAAAAAGGGGAAGAGGCACAUUGCUCGAGUCCAGGAACAUGACGAAAACAAUGCAGCCGCGCCUGCUACCACCACCACCACCAAUACAGUCACUGAGCAGGCAUCCCCUGAUUUUACUCAGAUGCCAAAUGACACUGAUGUGGUAGCCAACGAAGCAAAGGAUAAGCAAAUGGAUGUUUCUGAGACAGAUUUUUGUAAUUAUUUUCCUGUUGUAAAUUGAUUGGCAGAAGUGUAGACAAAACCAACUCUCCAGACUUGGUUUGGGAGCUGUGAAAAUUGCUCUCUGCACCUUUGUACUAUCUGAGACUUUUAAUUAGAUGUUGGUUUUUUAUCUGAAAUCCAAAAUUUAACGAGGUGA
Theobroma cacao (cacao) is the source of this 1658-nucleotide messenger RNA. RefSeq lists its product as uncharacterized. The record is from RefSeq and is a predicted model, not a curated record. Lineage: Eukaryota; Viridiplantae; Streptophyta; Magnoliopsida; Malvales; Malvaceae. Gene Ontology annotation, molecular function: nucleic acid binding; zinc ion binding.